Molecule: messenger RNA, 3261 nt
Organism: Cylindrotheca closterium
Lineage: Eukaryota; Bacillariophyta; Bacillariophyceae; Bacillariales; Bacillariaceae
Source: the annotation of a GenBank genome assembly
AUGUCCGACGAAAAGGAGCAACAGAAGCCGAAAGGGGAUGAUGACUCGGACUGUGAGAUCGAGGGCAUGGAUAUGGAUGGAGAUGACGAAGAAAUGGAUGUGGACAACAACGCUGACCCAAACGACAAUGACGACGCUCUACCGGAAGCGGACACGGGGGAUGAUGCCACUAUCAACAAGCUAGCGCAAACUGAGCAUAAUCAAUUUGAAGCUGCCAAGCGGGAGCAAAUGGAACUCCUGGAAGCAGAGCGAAAACAGGUGGCAGCCAAUUUUGACAGCUCGAGUGCUAAUAAGGAGGAUCAGCUGCAAUAUCUGCUCGCGCAGUCGGAAGUUUUUGCACACUUUCUUGCCGGCUCGGUGGCAACAUCCGAAAAGAAAAAGGGUAAAAAGGGAUCUCGUGGCAAGAAGGGGCGUAUGACAGAAGCGGAAGAGGAUGCACAAAUGCUAAAGUCCGCACAAUCCAAACGAAUUGUCUCCAGAUUGGACAAGCAACCUACCAUAUUGGCACCACACUGUAAGAUGCACCCUUAUCAGCUGGAAGGCCUGAAUUGGAUGAUCAAGCUUUAUUGCAACAAUAUCAAUGGAAUUUUGGCCGAUGAGAUGGGAUUGGGAAAAACUCUUCAGACAAUUUCGCUCCUGGCGUACCUCCGAGAAUUCCGUGGCGUCAAGGGUCCUCACAUUGUCAUUGUCCCCAAGAGUGUGGUUGGAAACUGGAUACGCGAAGUCAAAAAGUGGUGUCCUGUCAUUCGGGCAAUUCGCAUGGGUGGGACCAAAGAAGAACGUCUAAAGUUUGAGCAAGAGCAUCUUGCUGUCGACCCUGACACUGGCAAGCACAAAUGGGAUGUUCUAGUAACAUCGUACGAAGGAUUGCUCAAGGAAAAGGGAAAACUGUCCAAGAUUGACUGGAGGUAUCUGAUCAUUGACGAGGCCCAUCGCAUCAAGAAUGAAAACUCGUCUCUGAGCAAGGCAGUUCGUGUCAUCAAUACAGAACACAGACUGUUGAUUACCGGAACUCCACUUCAGAAUAAUCUUCGCGAGCUCUGGGCAUUACUCAACUUUCUAAUGCCUCAAGUCUUUGGUGAUGCCGAACAAUUUGAUGCUUGGUUCAGUCUUACUGACGAAUCUGGCAAAGAAAAUGUCAUCAAGAAGCUUCACACUGUCUUGAGACCAUUUAUGUUGCGUCGCGUCAAAAAAGAUGUCGCAACGUCUUUGCCCCCGAAAAAGGAAACCAAGUUGUUCAUUGGUCUAACACAGAUGCAACGUGACUGGUAUAUCAAAGUGUUGAAUAAGGAUGCUCAUGAACUGAACAAACUCGGAGGACCUGAUCGAGUGCGUCUGCUGAAUAUUCUGAUGCAGCUGCGCAAGGUAUGCAACCACCCUUACUUGUUUGACGGGGCCGAACCGGGACCACCUUACAAGGACGGGCCUCAUCUAUGGGAAAAUAGUGGGAAGAUGCAGCUCCUACAUAAGCUUUUGAUCAAGCUGAAAGAGCGGGGAUCACGAGUGUUGAUCUUUUCCCAGAUGACUCGGGUGCUGGAUAUCUUGGAGGACUACUUCCGAUUCGUUGGACACGAGUACUGCAGAAUCGAUGGUAACACCUCUGGCGAACGCAGAGAUACGCAGAUGGACGAAUUCAACGAGGAUGGAUCGAGCAAGUUUGCAUUUCUGCUGAGCACACGGGCUGGUGGUCUUGGAAUCAACCUUGCCACGGCUGAUAUUGUGAUCCUAUUUGACAGUGAUUGGAAUCCUCAAGUUGAUCUCCAAGCCAUGGAUCGUGCUCACAGAAUUGGACAGAAAAAGCCAGUCCAAGUUUUUCGUUUCAUUUGUGAAGGAACCGUAGAAGAAAAGAUCAUCGAGCGAGCCGAUCGUAAACUGUUCCUUGAUGCUGCAGUUAUCCAGCAAGGUCGAUUGGCUGAGCAAAACACUUCCGUGGAUAAGGGCGACCUUAUGAAGAUGGUCCAAUUUGGAGCCGAUCAAAUUCUUAGUGGUAAGGGAGGGACCUACACCGAUGAGGAUAUUGACGCACUGAUUGCUAAAGGAGAGCAGAAAACGAGUGAAAUCCAAGCCAAACUUGAAACGGACGCUAAGCACAACCUCGCUGAUUUCCAGCUGCUCGCAGACGAUGAUACUGGUCGAGAUACAUUUUCCUUUGGUGGAAAGAACUACAGAGGUUCCGACAAGAACGGAGGUAAUUUUAUCAACCUUCCGCAAAGACAGAGAAAACGAAAUUAUGACGUCAAUGAGUACUUCCGUGAUGCCUUGAAUCAAAGUAAUGCAUCUGGCGCAAUGAAAGACCAUGCAGCAGACGCUGCUGCAAAGAAACGAAAGAAGGGUCCUACUGUUCAGGAUUUUCAACUGUUUGAUCGAGACCGGCUCAAUGCCAUUGCGGAAAGAGAGCGUGAGAUUGCUGCCAAGAAGGAACAACAAAUCAAGGUAAUCGAACAGCUCCGAUCCAGAGCUAGGAGUAGUGCUGACUCACAGGUGGAAGCAAUACUAAGGGAAGCCGAAGAAAAGGAAAAAGGCCUCGGCGACUUUAAGCUUUCCGAAGAAGAAGUCAAGGAAAAGGUUCGUCUCCAAGCGGAGGGGUUCCCAGAUUGGUCAAGAAAGGACUUUAGGGCCUUUUGCGCCAGCUUGGAAAAGCAUGGUCGGUACAACUUCAAGGGCGUCGCAAAUGACAUGAUGAACGAGUCUGGGAAGGAACUAGGCGAAGUCCAACGCUACUUUGUAGCCUUUUGGACCAACUACCGCCGUAUUGCUGAUUGGGAGAAGAUUAUCGAGAAGAUCGAAAAAGGAGAGAAGAAGAUCUUGCGUCUGCGACAAAUUCGAGAUGUCAUUCAGGAAAAGAUUGAAAGACAUCUUGAAGAUACCUUUAGCUCCCAAGUCAAAGCCAUGAAGGACAAAUCAAACCUACCGAGUGCGCUUAAACUCCUGGAGUACUCUUGGCCCAAAAUUAAUUUGAAUUAUGGAUCAGGGACGAGAGGUAAAGCAUACCAAGAAGAAGAGGAUUGUUUUCUGCUUUACAUGAUGCAUCUGUAUGGAUAUGGCUCGGCCGAACGAAUCCGUCUCGAGAUCAGAAGGGCUUGGCAAUUCCGAUUUGAUUGGUAUUUCAAAUCUCGCUCGGCUGCUGAAAUCCAGAAACGUUGCGAUACUAUCGUAAGGAUAGUUGAGAAAGAAAUUGAGGAACUCCACAAGAAAGAGGACGAUGAACAGGAAGCUAAGGCUGAGAAGGAGAAGACCAAGGAGAAAGCUGCUGGUAGCUAG